Molecule: messenger RNA, 1234 nt
Organism: Perkinsus marinus ATCC 50983
Lineage: Eukaryota; Perkinsozoa; Perkinsida; Perkinsidae
Exons: 1
Coding region: 14-1042 (342 amino acids)
Source: RefSeq, a predicted model, not a curated record
AGAUUUUCUUAGCAUGCCUCACUCCACAGCGGCCCUUAUAGCCGGGCUCCAGCAUAAGACGGCUACUAAUACGCCGCCUAUGGAGAUGCUCAGCUCUGUUUGGGAAUACCUUACGUGUUUGGUUUGGGUACCGACUCUCUCCCCUGCAUCAGUAUCGGCGAUCGAGGCCCAGAUUGGAGGGCUUCCGAUACAGGAGGGCUCGGCCACCGACCUGGUCGCUUGUGAUGGUCGGGUGGUCUAUUGCAAGUCCACAGAUGACGCCCGAAUCUUUGCCAUGGAGAGAGGCUGUGAUACCUUUCGAAGUCUGGAAAGUUCUGCACUGAAUGUGCAACUUGCCGGGAUCGAACCCGGGUCUGGUGUACUUCAUACGUUCCGAUGGAAUCAUGGGAAGAGGGUGAUGGAACUCCGUCGUGAAGGUUCCGCAGAUGAGGACCAGCAGCAAGUGAGUGUAUCGUGCUGGACUGCAGAGGGCUUGCUUAGGUCAAAACCAUUACUUGCCUUUAGUGACGGCAGUCUAUUCGUUGCCAACUCUGUGACUAAAGGGUCGGGUGUUUUAACUUCGAUUGAUAUCAGACCGCGUGCACGGGAAGAACACGAGGGUGAAUGGUUCAAGAUUUUCGCACCCGUACCCAGCGAGCUCAUACAAGCUAUAUCUGUGCAUGCGUGCAAGGAUACUACAAGACUUUUAUGCGCCAUGGAGGAUAGCAUCUGGGUCGCUGACAUUUCUCCUCCUGACCUUCGGCAUGGUACAGAGAUUACAUGGUCCCGCGUGGUUCAUCUACCUCAAAUCCACCGAGUCCAUCAAGUCAUUGGGCUCACUGAUCACGUCGCUAUCGGUCUUGUCUCAUACUUCGAAGAUGGCUCAUCAUCCACACUUGCUCUUAUCACCAUCGAUCUCAUCAAUGGCGACGUGAAAGAGGUGGUUAGCAUGAAAGAGGAGGAGUCUGCUAAGGUGUUCCUCACGAGAAAUUGUCUAUGGAUGGCCUCAGCGUCUGAGGAAGAGGGUCCUUUAGUAAAAGUCGUGGAUUUAGAAUGGGUUUAGGGCGAUUUGGGAUCACAAGAGAUAGUCUCUUCCAUUCAGUCUCUGAUAUGUUUUGUAAACUGUUCUCCUACUCUCAUUAUGUAAUUUUAGAGGCGACCUGGAUCCCAACUUGCCAGCAUUCAAUCAACUUAUCUCCCUUACACAUGGUAUUUGUCACCAUUAACAACUCUUUCACUAUAUUCGAUUCACAAG